Messenger RNA from Corapipo altera (White-ruffed manakin), 1421 nucleotides. It is a transcript of the gene MDK, whose product is annotated as midkine. The record is from RefSeq and is a predicted model, not a curated record. The transcript is spliced from 5 exons. Gene Ontology annotation, molecular function: growth factor activity. Lineage: Eukaryota; Metazoa; Chordata; Aves; Passeriformes; Pipridae. The coding region runs from base 234 to 689 and encodes 151 amino acids.
CGCCGGCCGAGGGGCCAGCCUGCCCCCUCCGCCGCCCUGCCUUUCUGCCUGCCGGGGGGGCUAAGGGGGCAGAGGAGGAGCUUGAGAAAAGUUUUGGGCUAAAAACCCACCUUUUUGCUGCCAGCCGAGCCCGACGUCAGGGGCCGCUGUGCGCUGCGCAGGGAUCCGCACGCGGCCGCCACACAAAGGCAGCAGCUCCGCACCGCGCUGCUCCGCUCCGCACCGCAGGCAGGAUGCAGGUUCGGGGCCUCCUCCUUCUCCUGGUACUGAUCCUGCUGGCUGCCACCACCGAGGCUGGCAAAACCAAGAAAGAGAAGGCAAAGAAGGAUGGCUCCAAGUGUGAGGAUUGGCGCUGGGGACCUUGUGUUCCCAACAGUAAGGACUGUGGCCUGGGCUACCGUGAGGGAACUUGCAAAGAUGAGAGCAAGAAGCUCAAGUGCAAGAUCCCCUGCAACUGGAAGAAGAAAUUUGGAGCUCUGAUGCCUGUCCCCUCUCAUCCAGCUGACUGCAAGUACAAGUUUGAGAGCUGGGGAGGGUGUAGUGCUCAGACAGGCUUGAAGACUCGCUCAGGCAUCCUGAAGAAAGCCCUGUACAAUGCCCAGUGUGAGGAGAUCGUCUCUGUGACCAAGCCCUGCUCUUCCAAGAUCAAGUCAAAGUCCAAAGCAAAGAAGGGCAAGGGGAAGGACUAGAACAGGAAGCCAUCAUCUUCAUCGGGCCCUAAACAUUGUGCCUACAGGACUGGAUGCCCAGCUGCAGCUGGCCCAUGCUACAGUCUUCCUUCUCCUCUCCUUCCUCCUUUCCAUAACCUCCUGUUUCACUGAAAUGCCUUGUUUUAAUCAUUAGUGUUGUAGAGAGCAAACCCAUCCACCCACCACCCUGCAGGAGAGGCUGCUUCCGUCCUUGCUACCCCACUGCCACUGCCAAUGCCUCUCACUCAUCUCCUCUCGGCUCGUGUUGGGGUUCGCUGGGAUGUGCCCAGAGAGCUGGGAUGGGAACACACCUUUUUCCACCCUCCAGCACAAAUGAGUUGCCUUUAGCACAUCCUUUGGCAAGUCCAGGAGCCUUAUUGUUCCUCCACCAGCUACCGGUGACAGAGGGAAGGGGUGGGUGUUGAAUGCCAGAGUAACUCCAUUACUCCUGCCCCUUACUCACUUGAGGACUGCUCUCAGCUCGGGAGGCUUAUUCUAGCAUCCCUUUGGCUCAGGGCACCUGCAGCUGAGGUAAACACAACCAUCACCCCCAGGAACCACUGUGUCUCCUCUCUUCUAUCCCUUCUAACCAUGUGUGUUCACACUGGGGCUGCAGCCCCUCUGCCUUUGCCACACCAACACUGGUGCUGGGUGGGAGCUCUCACUCCUUUUGGAAAUGGGGUUUGUUUUCUUUUCCAAUAAAAAUCUUUUUUUAAAAAGUAUCAGAACCAA